Gregarina niphandrodes is the source of this 138-nucleotide messenger RNA. RefSeq lists its product as hypothetical. The record is from RefSeq and is a predicted model, not a curated record. The transcript has a single exon. The annotation marks the transcript as partial. NCBI's taxonomy places the organism in Eukaryota, Apicomplexa, Conoidasida, Eugregarinorida, Gregarinidae.
AUGUCGCGGGAAGAAACGGUCACCAUUGAUUAUUGGAAGGAGCCUGAAUUCAAUGAGGAUGACGUGAAAGGUCCGUUUUUCGAAGAGUCUUCGUUUCAAGUUGUUUUCCCUGAGACCCGAGCUAAAUAUAUCCAGCAG